Molecule: messenger RNA, 321 nt
Organism: Coniophora puteana RWD-64-598 SS2
Lineage: Eukaryota; Fungi; Basidiomycota; Agaricomycetes; Boletales; Coniophoraceae
Exons: 3
Coding region: 1-321 (106 amino acids)
Source: RefSeq, a predicted model, not a curated record
AUGCAGCCAGUCAACAACCCAUCGGAAAGUAAUGGGAAGCGCAAGCGCACAGUGCCCUCUAGCGUAGAAGAAGAGGAUGAAGUGAUCUACACUGACACUGACUCCAAGAACACUGACUCCGGCGAGGAGGAGAACAGUCCGCCUGUCACCAAGGUUUACAUCACACACCAUCGCAGCGGGCAGGACGAGGAAGAGCCCUUACCAUCACAGACACAGUCGUCCAAGGUUCCCUCCAAGACCACGUCUGGUAGCGGCGCUGCGACAUCUCCAAGGAAGGUCAGCACCACCAAAGGCACAACGGCGAAGGAUCCCGUAAGGUAA